UUCGCGCACUGGAAGGGAGUCGCAUGCGCACUCGCGACACACGGCCAGUGGUGCCGCUCUGACUAGCAAGCGCGGACGUGCAACAUGAGGACCAGUGCCGGAAUAACCUGUCUACUCGCCUGCGUUGCUUUUGUCAACGCGGGCAUCCUGCUCGAGCAUGCGCCUGAGUGCCCGGAACAUUAUGGAGUGCAGGCGUACGCCCACCCCGAACUAUGCGAUCAAUUCUUCCUCUGCACCAACGGGACCCUGACCGUGGAGACUUGCGAGAAUGGUCUGCUGUUUGACGGCAAGGGCGCUGUGCACAACCACUGCAACUACCAUUGGGCGGUCGAUUGCGGACACAGGAAAGCUGACUUGGUUCCCUACUCUUCUCCCGGCUGCGAGUUCCAGUUCGGCAUCUACCCGGACAGCGAGGAGUGCUCCACCAGCUACGUCAAGUGCGCCUACGGCAUCCCUGAGCAGGAGCCCUGCACCCCGGGUCUGGUCUACGACCACCGAACCCAUGGAUGCAACUGGCCUGAUCUGUUGCAGCCGUUCUGUAACCCUGAAGCGGUCGUCGGCUUCAAGUGCCCAACGAAAGUGCCCGCCAACACGCAAUCCGCCAAGUUCUGGCCCUUCCCCCGCUUCCCCGUGCCCGGCGACUGCCACCGCCUGAUCACCUGCGUGGAGGGCCAGCCCCGCCUCAUCACCUGCGAGGAAGGCAAGGUCUUCGACGACCAGAACCUCACCUGUGAAGACCCCGAGCUCGUACCUCACUGCGGACACGCGUGAUUGCGUCAUGAUUGUGUUGCGAAACGAAAAUGUUUC
Cydia amplana is the source of this 807-nucleotide messenger RNA. Its product is annotated as protein obstructor-E. Gene Ontology annotation, molecular function: chitin binding. The record is from RefSeq and is a predicted model, not a curated record. Bases 85 to 771 code for a protein of 228 amino acids. Lineage: Eukaryota; Metazoa; Arthropoda; Insecta; Lepidoptera; Tortricidae. The transcript is spliced from 5 exons. Gene Ontology annotation, cellular component: extracellular region.